AUGUCAAAGGACAUACGAACUUUGAUAAUAAAUAAAUGCCAACUAAGAUGGUACCAGAAAUGGACAUCAUACCACACUAAACUUAACCAAAUCAAACAUAAUAUAGACAAUUGGAUGUUUCCCUCAGAAAUACCAAGAAAAUUUGAAGUUAUACUAACAAGACUUAGAAUCGGACACACUCAAAUCUCUCACAGUUUUCUAAUGGCCAAGGAAGAACCACCAAUAUGCACAGCCUGUGGCGUUCAUGUCACCAUCAAACACAUUCUCACUGAAUGUCGAAUAUACCAAAACACGAGAACAUUUUUCAACCUCACUGAUUCAAUAGCGGAAAUACUACAAAAUAACCAUCAGUCAAUAUCCAACAUCAUCGAAUUCAUCACAGCGGCCAAACCCCAAACCAAGAUUUAUAAACCUAUAAUAAACUAGAUUAAUUAG
Molecule: messenger RNA, 435 nt
Organism: Cinara cedri
Lineage: Eukaryota; Metazoa; Arthropoda; Insecta; Hemiptera; Aphididae
Source: the annotation of a GenBank genome assembly